AUGUUACGAAAACCAACACAUUCGAGGAGUUAUCGAUUCCACAGAGAGCCACAUCUGAAAGAACACAUCAACAGGUAAUUUUGCAUGAAAAUUUGUCAUUGGCUUAUCAGGAGAGGAAUUUCUGAAUUGAAGCUGCAAAUCAAAAUUAUUUUCUUUCUGAAAAAUUCAACAAAAACCUACAAUUUUAUUUUCCCAGGUCAUCUUCGCAAUGCAGUUCUUCCCGACAAAAAGGAGAAGCUCCCCUUGCAUCUCCAGAAAUUGAUUUGACAUCAAACAGCAAAUUUUCGUUCAGUAAAAAUCUUCAGAAAAAAAUCAGUAGGAGUCUGAUAAAGUAGGUUUUUGAGUGAGAUUUCUUUGAUAUUCUGAAAUUUUUUUUCAGAUUUGAACGUCGCCAUUCUUUGGGUCGAGAAAAGAAAAAAGAAUCCAAGGAAGAAAUCGAAAUUGUAAAAGAGCAUCAUUCUGCAGUUGAAUUUGAUCGAGAUUCUAUAAAUUCAUAA
Messenger RNA from Caenorhabditis angaria, 497 nucleotides. NCBI's taxonomy places the organism in Eukaryota, Metazoa, Nematoda, Chromadorea, Rhabditida, Rhabditidae. The record is from the annotation of a GenBank genome assembly.